AUGGACGCCGGGGACGAUCCGGAAGACAUAUUGCUCGAUUCGCUCCAGACGCUUUACGACCUCCAGCCGAUAACUCUAUCUUCACCUGGUUCACUCUUCACGUACAAAUACUCUGGUUCUGGUUCCUCUUUCGUGAUUACACUCCAGACCCCCGAUACCCACGCCGCCAACUGGGCUCUGCACGCAUCAUCUAUUUGGGUAUCGUCGAUUUAUCUGGCAGAUCACUGGGACGAAAUCGGCCUCGAGAGUCAUAUCAAGGAACUACCAAUCAACGAGACCCUGAGGGUGCUUGAAUUGGGGGCUUCUGCUGGUCUUCCUAGCAUUUUGAUUGCAAAGUUGUUUCCAGAAAGAGUCCUUGUUACAGCGAGCGAUUAUCCUGACGAGGAAUUGAUCAAAACGUUAGCAGGAAACAUCGAGCGCAACGGCGUCAGUCCCCGAUGCCGGGCGGUCCCAUAUGCAUGGGGCUCCGACGUGUCGAGUCUUCAUUCCACAGAUGACGGCGGAUUUGACGUGAUUCUAGCUGCAGAUACCCUUUGGAACCCAGAUCUGCAUUCCAUUUUCAUCGAUACCCUAAAGAUGGCCCUCAAAAAAUCGGUUUCGUCCCGUAUCCAUCUGGUAGCAGGGCUACAUACGGGACGUUACACUAUUCAGUCAUUCCUUGCAUCAGCGCAGACUGCUGGGUUUGUGAUCGAGAGUGUCGUUGAAAACGAGGUUUCCGGUUCAGCGACGAGGAGGUGGCGUGUUACAGGUGACGACGACGAAAAUGAAAGAAGGCGCUGGGUUGUCAGGGCAAAAUUAAAGUUGGGAACUGUAACAAAGUAA
Molecule: messenger RNA, 822 nt
Organism: Laccaria bicolor S238N-H82
Lineage: Eukaryota; Fungi; Basidiomycota; Agaricomycetes; Agaricales; Hydnangiaceae
Exons: 1
Coding region: 1-822 (273 amino acids)
Biological process (GO): peptidyl-lysine dimethylation
Molecular function (GO): protein-lysine N-methyltransferase activity
Source: RefSeq, a predicted model, not a curated record